Vitis riparia (riverbank grape) is the source of this 1031-nucleotide messenger RNA. RefSeq names its product probable phospholipid hydroperoxide glutathione peroxidase. Gene Ontology annotation, biological process: response to oxidative stress. The coding region runs from base 58 to 798 and encodes 246 amino acids. The record is from RefSeq and is a predicted model, not a curated record. The transcript is spliced from 6 exons. Gene Ontology annotation, molecular function: glutathione peroxidase activity. NCBI's taxonomy places the organism in Eukaryota, Viridiplantae, Streptophyta, Magnoliopsida, Vitales, Vitaceae.
UGCCACACUUCUCCGACAACCUCUGCAACAACGAUUCUCAGUUUCCAUACCCAAGAAAUGGCUUCCAUGCCUUUCUCUGCCUCCUUCACUGCUCAUUCACCCGGAUUUGCCCAAACCAAAGCAGCACAUCACCAUUCAUGGCCUUCUUCUCCUUAUCCUUCCAUGGCUUUCUUGAUGCCAUCCACCAAAUCCUCUUUUGGGGCCUCUAAUUCAGCCUUUUUGCGAACUGGGUUCUCGCUUUGCUCUUCAGAAAUUCCUAGGGUCUCCUUGAAAUCUCGAUUUUCAGGCGGCGUUUAUGCGAGAGCGGCUACGGAGAAGAGCCUGUAUGAUUACACUGUGAAGGAUAUUGAGAAGAAGGAUGUUCCUCUUAGCAAAUUUAAGGGCAAAGUCCUCUUGAUAGUCAAUGUGGCUUCAAAAUGUGGUUUGACAGCAUCAAACUAUUCAGAACUCUCGCACAUAUAUGAGAAGUACAAAACUCAAGGCUUUGAGAUUCUAGCUUUCCCUUGCAAUCAGUUUGGGGGGCAAGAGCCUGGAUCAAAUCCCGAGAUUAAGCAGUUUGCUUGCACAAGGUUCAAAGCUGAAUUCCCAAUUUUUGAUAAGGUUGAUGUUAAUGGGCCAACCACUGCUCCAGUUUACCAGUUUCUGAAGUCAAACGCUGGCGGAUUUUUGGGUGACCUGAUCAAGUGGAACUUUGAGAAGUUUUUGGUGGACAAAAAUGGUAAGGUUGUCGAGAGAUAUCAGCCAACAACAUCACCUUUCCAGAUUGAGAAGGACAUUCAGAAGCUUCUUGCAGCAUGAGUACAAGUUGUGCAGGCAUGUAUGGCAGCAUCGCUCUUGACAAAAGAAAACAACUGACAUGUAAAUUUCUGGCUUAGGCAUCACACCCGCGUAUAUGCGUUUUUGUUUCUGUGACAUAUGCAUGAAGUUACAUAAUUUGUUUCCCUUGUUUUCCAUUUCUUUCUUGUUUUGUUGAACAGAAAUGCGCAAAAUCCUCUUUCUGCAAUUAUAAGAGAUUGAUCAUUUGCUAUUCC